UGAGUGUUCUGGGGCACUUAAGACAUUUUAUAACGAUGCCUGAAGUAAAUAUCAGCCAUCUCGAUAAGCAACAGGUUCAACUCCUGGCAGAGAUGUGUAUUCUUAUUGAUGAAAAUGACAAUAAAAUUGGAGGUGACACCAAGAAGAAUUUUCACCUAAAUGAAAACAUUGAGAAAGGAUUAUUGCAUCGAGCUUUUAGUGUCUUCUUGUUUAACACUGAGAAUAAGCUGCUGCUACAGCAGAGAUCAGAUUCUAAAAUUACCUUUCCACGCUGUUUUACCAACACUUGUUGUAGUCAUCCAUUAAAUAAUCCAGGUGAGCUUGAAGAAAAUGAGGCCAUUGGCGUGAGAAGAGCAGCACAGAGGCAUUUAAAAGCUGAAUUAGGAAUUCCCUUAGAAGAGGUUUCACCAGCAGAAAUUGAUUAUAUAACACAAAUUCACUACAAGGCACAGUCUGACAGUAUCUGGGGUGAAAAUGAAAUUGAUUACAUUUUGUUUGUGAGGAAGAAUGUAACUUUGAAUCCAGAUCCCAAUGAGAUUAAAAGCUAUUGUUAUGUGUCAAAGGAAGAACUAAGAGAACUUAUGAGAAAAGCAGCCAGAGGCGAUGUUAAGCUAACUCCAUGGUUUAAAAUUAUUGUAGAGACUUUUCUCUUUAAAUGGUGGGAUAACUUAAAUCAUUUGAGUCAGUUUAUUGACCAUGAGAAAAUACAUAGAAUGUGAAUGCAUAAAUAAAUAUUAAUAUCCUUAAAAAAAA
Messenger RNA from Heterocephalus glaber (naked mole-rat), 753 nucleotides. Lineage: Eukaryota; Metazoa; Chordata; Mammalia; Rodentia; Bathyergidae. The record is from RefSeq and is a predicted model, not a curated record.